This is a messenger RNA of Falco peregrinus (peregrine falcon), 7529 nucleotides long. It is a transcript of the gene TDRD12, whose product is annotated as tudor domain containing 12. The transcript is spliced from 31 exons. The record is from RefSeq and is a predicted model, not a curated record. Gene Ontology annotation, biological process: transposable element silencing; germ-line stem cell division. Gene Ontology annotation, molecular function: nucleic acid binding; ATP binding. The coding region runs from base 499 to 4200 and encodes 1233 amino acids. Lineage: Eukaryota; Metazoa; Chordata; Aves; Falconiformes; Falconidae.
CUGCAUGUUUCAUCCCCCUUCUCUCAGGCUAGCACCUUGUCUAUGCAGCCUUGUACAAAACUAAAUCAGGCCUGAAACAAUUUUUUUUUAAUUUGUUUUUGUUAAACCCUGAAUGGAAAGGGUAAUACUCAACAGUGAUUUAAGAAAAAAAAACGAGAAGUAGCUGAUUUAUCACAGAGCUCGAGAUGUGAAAGUGAACAUUUUCUAUAGGCUCUAAAUGCUGUAAGACACAACAGCCGCUUGCUGUUGGGGAUACAUUUGUAUUUGUUAUAAACGGUAGCAAUUAAAACAAUUUUAUUUUGGGUUCAAUCAAUUUAGGUUGAGAAACAAUAAGGAAAAACUGCGCUGAGUGCGCAGAGAACUCAAUUAGUUCCACCACACGCACACCUGAGUCCUCAAACCAGCGUCUUUUAUACCAGGAUCUUGACCAAUCGCGGCUUGCCGGAUGUUCGUCCUGCUCUUUCCCCAUUGGGUCGUUAGGUAGUGUAGCUGGGAAACAUGGAAGUCUCGGUAUUAGAGAUUGAAGACCCAAGUUGCUUUUGGGUUACUAUGAAAGGAUGUGGGCCUUACAUAGUCGAUGAAAUAGAAUAUAAAAACCUGAAUGCUGAAAUGAAUCAGUUCUAUGAUAAAUCUUACAAAGAUGUGGAUGAAGUAAAACCACUAGUAGUAGAAGAAGGCCAGAUGUGUGUGGUUUUCAGUGAGGAACUCGGAUGCUGGUGUAGAGCGAUUAUUAAGUCAAUGAAGUACUGUACAGAUCAUUAUCAAACAGAAUGUUUUCUUGUAGAUUAUGCCAAAUACAUUUUUCUUAAGUCAGAAGGCAUUCGAGUUGCACCAGAAGCAUUUAUGCAGAUCCCAUAUAGAGCAAAAAAGUGUAGACUGUAUCGCACAAAGCCAGUGACGUUGCAUGUUGACUUUUUUGAAGAUACUGCAAAGAUAGUGCCAGCCAAAAGAUGGGAUAGUGCUGCUACUCGGUAUUUUCAAAACCUCCUGAAAGCAAGUACCCAAAUGAAAGCCAAGUUGUGUGCCAUAGAAGAUAACACAUUUGAUGUUUUUCUUUAUGUGACAAUAAAAGAUGAAAAGGUAUGUGUUAAUGAUGAUCUUGUUUCAAAGAACUUUGCUCAUUUUGAGGAAGCUAAAGAGAAUACAGGGACUUCUGCAGAUUAUCAGGAGAGCCAAACAUCAUUGAAUCUUGAGUCACUUCCAGUGAAAAUUGCUAAUCCCACACUUGCUCUCAGGCCAGGGCUGUUUCGGAAGAAGGUGUCAACAAAUCUUGAAACAGGUCUUGCUGUUUCCAGUUCCUUUCUUGAAGAGAAAUACCAAAGGUCAAGUACAGAUAUAAAUGAAAAUACUGUGCCUAUUGCCAAAGCAAUUCUAGGUUUGCCUUUCAAGGAAAAUGGUGAAGUCCACACAGACAGGCUCCAGCAGUUCUCAAAUCCUGAUCCUCUGAAGACACGCAUAAUUGAAGAUGACCAGCAGAGUUUUCAAAGUUUUAGUGGAAAAAGAAACCUUGUGUUUCUUAGCAACAAAAUUGAGCCAUCAUCAGUUCUGGAAACAGCACCACUUCUUGAUGAUCUGAAAAAGGAACUUACUAGGAAAAAUUUUUUAGGCCCUAACUUCACAGAAUCUUACUGCUGGCCGCCAGUAGCUCGAGGAUGUGAUGUUGUUGUCAUCUCAAAUGAGGGAAAUGAUCCUCUCUUAUAUAUUCCACCAGUUCUUACAUUUUUGCAGUUGGAAAGUUGCUACAAAGCCUUGCCAAACAGGAAUGGACCACUCGCGCUUAUUUUAUGUCCUGGGUGGAAGAAGGCGCAACUUGUUUUUGAGCUACUGAAAACAUAUGGGAGAUGCUCCAGACAGCUUCAUCCAAUGUUGAUAAUACUUGGGCAGAACAAAGAAGCUGGAAAUGUGAAAAUCAGAGGAUGUGAACUAAUCGUGACUACACCAUAUAGUCUCCUGAGACUGUUGGAACAUCAGUGUUUAUUAUUUUGUAGACUUUGCCAUCUUGUGUUUGAUGAGAUUGAGGUACUGUUCUCUGACGCAGCUAAACAGAUUUUUACUAUAUUAGAUUGUUACAAGAAAGCCUUUGUUACUGAAGAGUGGGAGUAUUCACCGCAUCAGAUAAUUGCUGUUGGAACUCAUUGGAAUAAACAUAUAGCACACUUGAUAAAGGAGUUCAUGAACGAUCCUUACAUUGUGAUAACAUCUAUGGAAGAAGCUUCCAUCUAUGGAAAUGUGCAGCAGGUUGUGCAGCCUUGCAUGAACGCAGAGAGAAUUGCUGAAUUACUAAAAAUACUGGGUGUUACCCAUAAUAAUCAUCAGAAGGUGCUGGUAUUCACUGAUUCGGUAAAUGAAGCAGAAAUGAUUCAUAAGGCACUGAAGAGCAACUCUAUAUGUUCCUUAAAAAUACAUAAAGAGAGUGAGUUUAAUGUCAAGUAUGUCUUAGAGCAGUGGACAAAAAAAUACAGUUCUGGCUCUCCUGUUGUGUUAGUUUUAACAGAUGACUGCAUGCAGCCUUUGGGAAUUACUGAUGCAACUUGCGUGAUACAUUUCAGUUUUCCUUCUCCAAGAAUCUUUGGUCAGCGUCUACACAGCAUGUCUGACAACUUCUGUGAUGUGAUAAAGGAUUCCUCUGUAGAUCAGGAAUGUACAAAGGCAAGGUCAGUCGUUCUGCUAACAGAAGACAGUGCAUGUCAUGCACUUGGGUUCCUGCACUAUUUGCAGCGUGCAGAAGCUGAAAUUCCACCAGAACUGCAUGAUUUUGCUGCCAAGAUGCUAGAAGCUAAAGAAGAUAAGAAAGCUUCAAGGCCACUGUGUGCCUGUGUGAAAAUACUUGGGAUUUGCAAGAAUAGAACAGUGUGUCCAGAUCGUCAUCAAAUUAAUUUACAAAUAGACAUGACCCAGAAUAUACCAGAAAACAUUAGACUAACACCUGGAUAUGUGACAAUACUACCUCUCCACAUUGUAAAUGCAACGAACUACUUUGGUCGAAUAGUAGAUAAAAAAAAGGACCAAUAUACAAUGCUUGCUGAAGAAAUUAAUGAGUAUUUUAAGCAACCUAAUAACAAAAUUUCUGUUAAAAACGUGGAGAAGUUAGCAUUUUAUGGAUUAUGUGAGAAAACACUCUUUCACAGGGUUCAGGUGAUAGAGAUUCCCCCAAAAGAGGAGGAAAAUGUGUUCUUUAGCGUCAGAAUUAAGUAUAUAGAUGAAGGCAGAACAAGUCAAGUUCCGAGCUAUCAGCUGCUUCACUUACCUGCAAGGUUUCAGAGUCUGCCGCCUCAGGCUGUGGAAUUUGUAGUUUGUAGAGUGAAACCCAUUGAUAAUGAAACUGAAUGGAACCCAAAGGUAACUCAUUAUAUUAAUCACAAAAUAAAAGGAAGACUACAUGAAGCAAAAAUAGUACAUACCUUGGGAAAUACAGCUUGGGUGGACCCAAUGGUCCGCGUCACCAGGCUUUCAGAUUUGAAGGUGUCGGUCAAUGAAUAUAAUGUUCGAUCUGAGAUUUUGUCUACGGGUCUGGGAACUGACAAUCCAGAACAUAUAACACAACUUCAGAAGCUGUGUGGACACGUGAAAGUAUUAGAUCAUGCAAAGAACUUGGAGCCUUUAAGCAUAAAGGAGGAUACACCUGGUCCACAGAAAGCAUCCAAUCCACAGAAUAUGUCAAAACAAGACAGUUCCACUGAAAAUUGUAAUUCUUCUAAAAAUACUUUCUGGAAUCAUCAAUGUGAUGGUGUAGCUGAGAGUAAGGAAGCAGAAGACUCCACCUUGCAUCAAUGUAAAUGCUUUUAUCCAGAAAUAAAGUGGUUUCAAAAUGAAGAGACUGUUACAGUGAAGGUAAAAGUAGCAAAUGUAGCUGACUGUAAAUGUGAGUUCUUCAAAGAGAAGGUGGUGUUCAGUGCUAGUUCAGGUGAAAAGCUUUAUUUAGCUGACAUGGAGCUGCAUCGAUAUAUACUUGGAGAAAAGUCUACAUGUGUGAUUAAGGAUAAAGAGGUUAUUAUUGUUCUCAUGAAAGAGAAAAAAGGAGCAUGGCGCCAAUUACUGAAGAACAAGAAUCCUCGUGUGUCUCUUGAUUUUGAACACUGGGAAGAUUUUGAAGAUAAAAGCCCUUUUCCAGUUGGUACUAAAAAACUGCAUUGCAGUGCUGCAGUAACUGAAGAAUUGGUUGACUCCUCAGAAAACAGUGGAACAGAAAGUGAUGAGUAAUUUGGAGACAGAUCUUCUGCCUCUGAUAGGAGUUCUGCUUCAAAAUAGUGGCUCUUGCAUGAGUAUUUCCACUAAAACUGGUAAAACUAAACAUACAGGUUGCAGAAUUGUCCUUAAUUUGAGGAGGAAAAGAGUGAACAAACUCCGUACCCUUGGGCUCUGAGAAUCUGAAGAAAUACUACACAGAAGAACGUUGUUUUCCAGUGCCUUCACUUUAAGAUUGUUGGCUUUAAUGAUGAUGCGCACAUACGUAUGUGUGCCGUCUGAACAGCGAAAGCUGAAGAUUAAACCUGGCUUGUGAAAUGGUUGAAUUUAUUAGUCAUUAUGGAUCUUUUAGUUUAUCUGAGUGAAUUUGCUGGGUUAGCAGUAGUUAGUGAUCUUUGAAGUUUUGCAAAUACUGAUGAUCUGUUGGUUGUUUCUGCCAUAUCCCUUAUCUUCAUACAGUAUCAGUUUGAUGGCAGUCAUCGUAUUUUUCAGUUCUGCAUCAAGAAAUGAUGCCUCAAAUCCAAUGGCAAUUUUUGUUUCUUGAUUGGAAAUAUGUUGACUGGGUAUGAAAUACUGUACGGUGCAGCUCACUGUAACAGAUAACUGCUGUAAAAGCUUUUGUGGAACAAAUGCUGUGACAAACAGCAGAUUUGGUGUUUGUUUUCAGUUUGACAUUUUCGCUUUUCAUGAAUACUAUGAUUUCAUUCCCUCUGUCUAAAACCCUUUUCUCCUUUGCAAAUAAACAAUAAAAUUUUGUCUGUUUAGCCCUAAGGCGUUGCCUUUUAAUAUACCGUCUUUCAGUAAAUAAUUUUUCACUGUUGUGCACAUCCAGAACAUCUUGCAGUGAAGUAGUAAUGUAAAUUAUAUUUAUAAUAAAUGAAUCUGUUAUCAGUCUCUGCAUCUGUAGAUUUUAAAGCACUUUAGUUUCCCUGACAUAACUACAUGGUGAUUUAGAAUAGAGACUUAGCUUUACAGAUCUAUUUUAAGCCUAAAAGACUUUGUUGUAUUCUUGACUAGGGAGAGUAUAUUUGCUUGUUGGAGACUGUUCUUUCAAGACAUGUUGGGAUGCCUUUACUUAAAGAAUGAGAGGACUGUAUUAAUACAUUUACACUGACAGUUACAGUUUUUCUAGUUUCAGUGUAUGAUAAAGCUGCUGCUUUUAAAAAAGUGUAAAACUGCCAUGCGACAGGAACAGUUGCAAUUGUUAAUGCAUGGUUACAAAAAUCGGCACAGUUGGGAACCUCACUACAACUGAGUUUAAUUAUAACCUUCACCUGCCUACAGGUAUGUGCAAAGCUGCAACUGUUGUAGAAGUACUUAAGGAAAUAGCUAAUGUAACUGAAUUUUGGUCUUGCUAUGCAUUGGGAUCCAAACAAAAGACUGUCAAACCAUCUAAUAGGGAAAAAAAAUGUCAUGGGGCAGGAUGUUUUCCUUCACAUUUUUUGUUCUUCUUUGACUUGUCUGAUACCUAAAUAUAGUGUAAGGUAAGUUUUCUGCUAGUAGAUGAAUCUAGUGGGUUAUUUAAUACACAUAAACUACCUAAUUUUUCUGUGAAAAAUAAAAGACACCUUAUAUGAAGUAGAAGCAAAAGCUGAUUUUAGCCAUACAUUCUUAGCAGCUGCCAAGGGCUGAUCUAUAAAGAACAAUGUAAAAAAUGUAGCAAUACAUUCCAAAAAUACUCUUUUGGCCUCAAGCAGUUUUUGAUCAGGGUCUUCAUAAAGUAGAGGUUUUCUGUGGACUUCUUACUUGAAUUAUUUCAGUUGCAUUUUGGAACCUUUUGUCAACUUCUAACGUUUCUCCUGCAUAAAGGAAUUCAGUAGUUGAGCAAUGUAUUGUAUGAAGAAAUAAAUAUAAUUUUUUUCUGCAUUUUGAAGCCAUCCAUACUCUUUUCUGCUUGAAAUCCUGUACCCUCAAGAUGUAAUGGGAAUAGAUAGCUUGCUUUUCUCAUUUUCUUGUCACUUAAAGACAGCUUACGAACCUAUCAUCAUCAUCAUUUUUCCCCUCUGCCCCCAGGCAGCUAUUUCAGCCUUCAAAACUGUAGUAGAUAGAAUGCUUUAUAUAAAGAAUGAGUAUUCCUUUGUUCUUUCCCUGAGCUUCAUAGUUCUGUUUGAAGUAGUGUUUUUACCAACUAGGUAGAGGAACAGCAGUUGUAAGUGACUGGGACAAAACCCUGUGACAAGUAGUUACUUUAUAUAUAAUGCCUUAAUUAUGCUUUUGUUCUCCAUUACCUUCCUUGAUCAUUCCUAACCUUUUUACUUUUGUCCUACCCUGAUUGCACAUGGAGCUGAUGUUUUUGUGGAUCUGACUACAGUCGCAGAAUCUCCCUCAAGUGAAUCGGAACCCAUCGUUUUUCCAUGUACCUUUGGAAUUGCUUUUCAGUGUAGGUAUAGGCACAAAAUGAAAUAUAGAGGAACUUAAGACUGACUUCUUUGUAGCUGCAGGGUGAUGGAAAUAGCUGCUUUAGUUGAAUUUGCUAGGCUAGUUAGUAUGGACAUAAUUAUGAUCUUAAGCCAGUUGCUUAAUAUUCUUGUGUUACAUAUUUAGAAUGAAUGUGUUUAGCUGUUGAGAGGGGACUUAACAUUUUCAGUAUAAACAGUCUCUCAAAUUCAUCGCUAAAGUAUUGGCAAGUGACUUGAUAAAAUCCCUUUAUCCAUUUGCAGCAAGGGAAAACAGUAGUAAAGAAUGUUACCUGGAAUCCCUAAAUUUAUUGGCUGAGGAAAGUAAAAGCUGCUUACAUCUGUUAAUGUAGUAGUAUCUAUUUUUUGUAUUUUAUUUUCAUCAGCUACCAAAUGGAGUCUUUCUAGGAUGAUGCAGUUAGCUCUGUGAAGUCACAUUCAUGAUGAGAAUAAUUUCUGUGCCACUUACGUGCUGUUCUAUAACUUGGAUGCUAUUGGAGAAGAGGGAUACCCGAGAAAUUUAGCUUUAAUUUAUUAUCUUGUUUCAGUUAGGAAAAAAACAAAACAACCUCUUCCUGUCAACUGUUCUUUCCAUUUUUACUUUAUUCCUACUUCCUCAGUCUUUAAUUUUUUGAUAGCUGGCAUUUGGUCUGAAACUGAGAAUGGAGUUAGUCUGGGUUUACAUCAUUUCUGUCUUUGUUGAAUGUGAUGCUGUAAAUGAUAGCUGCUUCCUUCUUUUGGUAGUGUGAUGAAAAGCAUCUGGACAGUAUUGCUGGUAAGUUUUGCAGUCUUCAUAAUUAAGACGUUCCUCUUGUUUUCUGUGUUGAAAAUGCUCAAAAUAAGUUACCGUAAUAUAUUAGUAAACAAUGAAGACGGCUCUGCUGGACAUUGCAGUCUGGCUCAGAAAUCUUUUAUUAUUAUAUUUAACAUUUUUCAAGUACUAAAGUG